UCUCACUUGAAGCGAGAAGCAAAGAGCGAAAGAAAAGCAUUCCAGUUGGGCUGGUCCAGUCUUGUAACCACUAUUUGCGAACGACCGCCUCUCUUCCCUGCGUACUCGAGCCAAAUGGCCAAAACCGUGCUUGUCACCGGAGCCAGCGGUCUCCUGGGACGUCAAGUAAGGAAGACCUUCGACAUCGAUAGUUGGAAAGCUGUUGGAACUGGUCUCAGUCGCAUCAAUCCACCUGAAGUCAUCAAACUCGACAUCCUUGACGCAAAGGAGAUCGAACGUGUUCUAGAUGAAGUAAAACCAGACGCUGUGGUGCACUGCGCAGCAAACCGCUUUCUAGAGUCUUGUUCCGCCAACCCAGAAGCCGCCAAAGCACUCAAUGUGGAUUCAAGUCGAGCUUUAGCCGAAGCAACAACGGCCCGCGGCAUAUUUCUUAUCUAUAUUUCGACUGACUACGUUUUCCCCGGGCGCAAAGGAGAAGCACCGUACAAGACGACGUCAACGCCUGAUCCACCUAAUGUCUAUGGCGAAACUAAAUGGGACGGCGAGAAGGCCGUCCUAGAAGUAGCUAGCAGAAGUGGAGCAAAAAACAAGGUGGUCGUGCUCCGCGUACCGGUCUUGUACGGAUCUUGCGAUGAACCGAAAGAGAGCGCAGUUAAUGUCCUCAUGUCACAGCUUUGGGAUGCACAAAAGGUGCAGAAUGGUGAAGCUAAGAUUAAGGUAGAUGAUCACGCUCUCCGCUUCCCGACCAACACCGCGGAUGUUGCUCGUGUCUGCCGGGAUGUCACGAAAAUGUAUCUGGACCCAGCGAAUGCAAACCGCGAUCUACCAGGCAUCUUGCAAUUCAGCUCAGAAGAUCAGAUGACGAAAUGGGAGAUCUGCAAGGUGUUCGCUGAAAUCAUGGGACUACCGCUGGAUGGUAUGGAGCCCCACAAACAGGACGACGAUCCAAAAGUCAAGCGGCCGUAUGAUUGCCACCUUGAUACGAGUGUCCUGCAGCAACUUGACAUCGAUGUCGGUACUGUUGACUUCCGAACGUGGUGGAGAAGGGAAGUUGGAGCUUUCCGUCAUUAAUGAGCCGGAAAGGCCAGUAUUCAUCGCGUACUUUCGUUAUUCGAUCGAUAAUCUACGUAUAAGAGCUGGCCGAUGGAUAUAACAUGCCGCUCUUUAGCUAACCAACGUCGUCCUUGCUGGCGUGAGGCUUGUCCGGAGCUCAGGAUCUGCUGACUUCUCCCGGCAAACAAGGGUGCGUACCUCGAAUGCCAGAUACAUGGUAUGAUGGGUCCCUCGCGGAGCGUUCAUUCUGUUUCCCAUUCCUUAUGUAGAAUUUGCGCGAACGACAGUUCAGAGGGACGAUCCCCCCCCACAACCUUAAAAUGGCCACCUAAUCGUACAUACAGAGCCCAUCAUUGGCGGCCAAGACAAUUCUCCAUCUCUAAAUGUUCCGAAUUAAUGAUACAUGUCCGCUUCUAGAUCUACCGCUAAGCGUUUGGACAAGAUUCGUCGUUGAGACACAGUUCGGCGGCUAUCUGAGAUUGUGGGGGCGGCUAAGCCUGCUGCGCCGC
Messenger RNA from Trematosphaeria pertusa, 1562 nucleotides. Its product is annotated as NAD(P)-binding protein. Bases 115 to 1071 code for a protein of 318 amino acids. The transcript is spliced from 5 exons. Lineage: Eukaryota; Fungi; Ascomycota; Dothideomycetes; Pleosporales; Trematosphaeriaceae. The record is from RefSeq and is a predicted model, not a curated record. Gene Ontology annotation, cellular component: methionine adenosyltransferase complex. Gene Ontology annotation, molecular function: methionine adenosyltransferase regulator activity. Gene Ontology annotation, biological process: S-adenosylmethionine biosynthetic process.